Alternaria viburni is the source of this 801-nucleotide messenger RNA. RefSeq lists its product as uncharacterized. The coding region runs from base 1 to 801 and encodes 266 amino acids. The transcript is spliced from 3 exons. The record is from RefSeq and is a predicted model, not a curated record. NCBI's taxonomy places the organism in Eukaryota, Fungi, Ascomycota, Dothideomycetes, Pleosporales, Pleosporaceae.
AUGGCCCGUCCAUACAUGCACCCUAGACACGUGCAAGAUCGACACCUGCAAGACGAUACGGUGACUGGGGUCAAGGCUCCGGCAAAGCUGGAGGAUCGCGUUCACGGCGAGAGAUUGGCAAGAAGUAUGCGCGAUGGAGAAAUCGGUGUCAUUAGACUUGGGCUCGUAUUCGAGGGCACAUCAUGGUCCAUCCACAAAACGUUGAUGGAGAGCGAGUGCGAAAACCUCCAGUGGAACGAAGGGCUUGCCAGUGAAUACUUCAUCGGGUCUGAACAUAGCUCCGAGGCAGUCGACCUGUUCGUUGAGUGGCUAUAUACCCAGGAGUACUGCGAGAGACAAGGCCUAGCACAAGACUUUGCUGUCCCGAGUUUGCGAACCAUUAUCCUUCCAGACGGCAAACUCAAAAACCGGAACCUAAUGGAUUGGGCAAUCAAGGCAGCUUUCGCAUGCUGGGAACUGGGCGCCAGCUUACGCGCGAAGAACUUCCAGAACUACGCCAUGAAGCGUCUCUUCGAAGCCUUCUCUCGACCACUCUCGCAGCUACUGGUGCCGCAGUUACUCCAGCACACAUACUUCUUCUGUAAACGAUUUCCAAGGGCUUCUUGGCAGCUACAACACCUGAUCCAAGAUAUCAUCCUUCGCAACUGGAGUGAUGAGACCGUCGUUAAUCACAGGGGCGACUGGUAUCCGAUCAUCAACAGUUGCCAGGCCUUCGGCGAUACUUUCCAUAAGGCGAAGCAUCAGGACGUGGUCAAGAGGCGAGAGAAGAAGCUGAGUCUGGCAGACUACCUUAUCCACUAG